Paramecium tetraurelia is the source of this 3435-nucleotide messenger RNA. RefSeq lists its product as uncharacterized. NCBI's taxonomy places the organism in Eukaryota, Ciliophora, Oligohymenophorea, Peniculida, Parameciidae. Gene Ontology annotation, molecular function: calcium ion binding. The record is from RefSeq and is a predicted model, not a curated record. The transcript has 10 exons.
AUGUAAGCCUAAACUUUACCCAAUAUUACUACCAAAUCACCAUAAUCCAAACUCAAAACCCUUGAUUCAAUGUUAAAUGCUCAAAUAAAAAUCAGAUAACCAAAAGACAUUGCCUUCAAGACUUUACCAAAUAAUAAAACCAACAUUUCAUUUCUGAGGAAUGAAAAAUUCUAAACUCGUUAAGAUCAAUACUAUAGUUCACCCUUAUUAACAAAAUCUUAGAUAACAGAAGUUGAGGCAUAAAACAGAUAGAGUAGAAAUGAUUUCUAUUCUUAAAUGCUCAGCGAUAAUCCCUAUAAAUACAAUGAAUACAGUGAGAUUGAUCAAGAAUAUAACAGAAAUAUCAAUGUCAAUUUAUUGGAUAUGAGAAAUAAAGAUAAGAUUAAAGAAUUCCUAUAGGAAUCUGCUUCUUUUUCUAAUCAUCUCUCUACUCAUACUUAAAGAUUGAAAAAAGUAAAUGUGCUCACUCAAAGACAAGAUGUUAUCAAAUUGGCUUAAUGGCUUGAUUAUUAGAUGUAACAGGUGGUCUCUAAUAAGAAAAUGAUGAAAUAGCAAUAACUAAGAGAAAUUGAGAAGAUAUUUAACCUCAGUUUAAAAGAGUUGGUGAGAGAAAUAUCAUUAGAUUGCGUUGAAAAAAGUGUACUAUUAGAGAAAAUAUGGAAUCAAUAUGUUAACUACAAUACAUUUCUACUUAAAUCAUUAGAUGAUGAGAAGAACAAUCAAGAAAAUGAAUAUUUACAGCAACUCAAAUCAUUGCAUUAAACAUAUUAAAAUUCUGUGAAAUUUUUAGAGGAUAAACUAAAAUAAAUAGAUGAUGAAUUUAAUUCAUUAAGCACUAAAUUUGAAAGAAAGAAGUUUAAACUUAAAAAUAUUAAAGAUAACUUCUUUAGCAUUUAAGAAUAAAAGAAAGAAAUUGAACAAGAAGUUGAGUAUCUUAAGAAUUAGAGAAGAGAUCUGUUAGAGAUUAAAGAAGCACUCUAGAAUUAAGUUGAGAAUUUGACUCAAGAAAAUGAAAGAUUAUAAACAGCCAUCUAUUAGAAAUCCUAAGAGUUGAGAACAGCCAAAACAAAACGUUACUCUCAGAUAUCUAUUGAUAGUUGUUUUAGUGAAUAAAAUCACAAAGGGACAACCAUGGAAGAUUUCUCUGAAAUGAUGUCAAUCAAAAAAGAAAAGUAUACUUAGACAUUUGAUCAUGAUAAAAUAAAAAUAUCAACUGCUAAUCAAACUGAUAUCAAAUUCAUUUUUCAUCAAGGCACUCAAACAGGUUUGCAUAAUGAGGAUGAUUAUUACUAACCACAUGUCUCCGAAAAUAAUGAUUAAAUGAAAAGAUUAUUAGAUUAAAAGUAUGACUUAGAAGAAAAACUGAAGUUAUCCAAUAACAUAAUAUCAGAAUUACAAAGGGCUAAACAACAUCUAAUGAGGGAACAAGAAAUCAAUUCUCAUAAACUGUCCUCAUAAGAAAUAUCUCUAUCAGCUCUCUAAAAAGAAAUAGAAAGACUUUAAUCCGAACUAUAAUCAUUAUUACAAAGCAGACAAUAAAAAAAGAGGAUUAUUGUCUCCCUUGAAGAAAAUAAUGGAGAGUAAAUGUCAUUAGGACCAGUCAGAGAAUAAUAAAGGACUCCUUAAAACACACUGGAAAAAUUAGUAGAUAAGAAUAAUCUGAAUAAUACUCAGAAAUCAAAAUAAUAAAAUUAACUAUAAUACUAGGAUAACACUGUAAAAAAUGGAAAAAAUGAUAAGGCUGAAAGAACCUAGGGAUAAAACAGUAAUUUUACAAGCAAUAAUGCAAGUUAAACAAAUUCAUAAAAUUAGACACCUUUAAACAAAGAAUUAUCUAAUAAUACAGCUUCUAAAUUAUAGACAUCCAACUCAAAUAAUUAAUAAUAAUAAGGCAAAGCAACACUCCAUUAGAAGAAACCUUCAGAUAAUUCAAAAUCUACUUCUCAUAAUGUUAACUCAAAUUAAAAAUAAACAAAAGUUUAAAAUAAUAAAAAGCCAAACGGUGAAUAAAUUAACAAUUAGUCCAGCGGUCAAUAAAAUAAUUAAAUUAAUUAAGGAGUCUAAAAAUUAAGAUACGAUACAAAUUAAAUAGGAUAAGUAGAGUCAUCGAAUAAAGAAUAGGAUCAACUUAAUUCAUCUCAAAUCAGAAAUACAUUAUUAAAUUUAAAUGAAGUGAACAACGAUGAUGACUAAUUUGGAGAAAAUCAAAUUGAUUAAAAUAACUAAAAUGAAUAAGUAUUUAAGAGAUCUAGCACAAAGAAAUUAUCAUAUAAAUUUAAUAGUUCACAACCAAAUUCUUAAAAUAAUUCAAUUUAUGUUAAUCAACUUUAAAGAAAAGGAUCUUAUCUGACACCUCCUGCUCCUGAGACAAAAACUAUUAGAGAUAAGGAAUAACAGUUAAAAGAAACUGCUCUAGAAUUUAUUAAAUAAUUUGUUUAAACAAUCAAUUUAUAACAUCCAGAGAAUAUUGAAUAAACAAUGCAACUUUAAAAUGUUUUUAAAUUGAUAACUCAAUUUUACAAGGAACGACUAGAAAGAAAGCAACCCAUCUAUGUUAUAUGUUAUGAAUUCUAUAUGAAUACUUUUGGAUUGAAAUAAAUAGCUGAGAAUAAGUUAACUAUGCUGUGUUAGGCAGUGAUCUUUUACAGAAGCAUUCCAAGAGUUAGACUAUUUUCUAGGUUUCUAUAAAUUUAGGAUCCCAUCAAUGAUGAAGAUUUGGAUUUCUAUUUCUCAACUCUAUAACAUCUAGAUGUGCAAUAGAAAUCAGAAAAUCUCAUCUCUUGCACUCAAAAUUAUGAAGGCGUUCUGAUUUUAUACGAUAAAGCUUUGGAUCAAUUAGCAUCCUUAGAUGAACAUCUAAUGGAAAUAUAAUAAAAAUUUAAAUCUUAGAUCUAAAUUCUUAAUGGAAAUAGGCAUAUAGAUUUAGAUUUAUUUUUUAUGGAAUCAUUACAACAAUUUUAAUUGAUGAAAAAAAUCCAUUAGGAUAACUUUAAGGAAUUAUUCUAAGCAGUUGAUAUUAAUGAUGAUGAUACAAUAAGUGUGGAGGAAUUUACUAUUUUAUUUAACCUAAUAGAAGAAGGGUAAAAGGAUUAGCAAAUGUUUAUAUAAAAGUUUAUUGAAACUUGUGGUAAUUCAGAUGGUCUAUCUUUCUAUUAAUUUGGCAUGUAUUGUAUGUCAAACUAAUUAUUUCAAAAAGAUAAAUAAGAUGCAUUUCUAUAAUACAACAAUGAAUAAUUCAAAAUAUUAUAAACUAAAUGGAACGAGUAGAGAAAAUAACUUACACAGAGAUUAAAAGAAAAUCUAGUUUUUACAGAAUAUUAUUAGAAUUUAGUAAGAAAACUAGAUGAUUCACUUAAAAAUAACCAUCCCUAUUCUUGGUUGUUAUGGAGAAUAUUAGAGGAACAAUGCAAAAGACUUACUGCUUAAAGUAAAUGA